This is a messenger RNA of Prorocentrum cordatum, 1526 nucleotides long. Lineage: Eukaryota; Dinophyceae; Prorocentrales; Prorocentraceae. The record is from the annotation of a GenBank genome assembly.
GCGGAGUUCGGGAGCCACUGCGAGCAAGUGAAUCUUCUCGGUUCGGGCGGCGCCCAGAAAAAGUACGAGAAUCAGGCCGGGUACAACGACCUGUUCGACGACGGCAUGGCCUCGAAGCUCUAUCGCGACGCGUCGAAGAACUACGGGAAGGACGUGUUCGCUAACAGGAAGCGCCGGGUUCUCCAACGGCAAGAAGUUCGCACCAUGGGGUUCUACCACACUGGGUGCAUGAACUUCCAUGACGCGCGCGUACAAGCUCCUCUGCGAGGCCGAAGGACACCAUUCCAUGGCGUCGCUGGACCGGUAUUGCGCCAUGCCGCUGAUUCCGGAGAAUCCGUACGCGGGCCCCCGGACGGUUUCGAUCCCCCGGCGGUUGUCAAGAAGGCAGACGGGGAGUUGGAGCGCGACACGCACGGAUUGUGGCGCAGGGACAAGCUGCCUGCCCCGAGGAAGGAAGUGCUUGACGGCAUGAGGGUGGUCAAGGAUUUCGUGGAGAGCAACCCCAACGCUGUGGCGCGCUUCGCGCCCGAAGGUGCAGCUCUCUAUCGCCUGGUGGACAGCGUGAACUGGAGCGCGGCCGACCGUCUUCAGUACGUGGAUGAGGACAAAGCCGCCCGGCUUCGCCAGCUGCAGCGCUUCCUCUACGACUUCGCCAUUGCUCAGCUGCUGCUCGAAGUCCAAAAGGCUGGCUCUGGUCCCGCGGGCCCAGCGGGCGACGCAGCCGACGCUGGCGCGGCGGCUGCCCCGGGCGCGGUUGCCACUCGCCCCACGGUGAAGGACGCGUUCGUCGACGAGGAGCGCGUCCAGCGUGCAGUUUGCAACUUGGCUGCGAUCUGGGAGGGCCACGAGUCCUUCGUGAACCCGCGCCGCACCAUGUACUUGGAAGAGAACGUGCGGCGCGGCACGUUGGCUGAGCAGCGCGAGGCGGCGGCGCGGGCCGCGGCGGAUGAGGGCGCCGAUGACGUGGAGGCCGAGGGUGUCGCGGGCGCCGAGGGCGGCCUCGAGUUGCCGGCGGGGUGGUCGCAGAAUGUGUGGAACGGCACUCCGUACUAUUGCCCCGACGUCGACGAGCGCGCGUGGCAGUACGAGCACCCGCCCACCGUGCCGACCCCGCCUGUGCCGCGGAUCACGCAGGGCGUCGACGAGUACGUCUUUGUGGGGAUAAUUGAUGCGGGCUUGAAGUCUCGCAUGAUCGCCGGAGUUGACGACGCGGAGGCCACGCGGGGCGGCGGCGACCUGAUCGCGGCCGCCUGCAAGAACACGCUCCUGUGGAAAUGCUCCACGGCCGAGAACCGCAUCACCGGCAACAUGGUCUCCGCCGCCAUCCGCUCGAGUCAGGUCGCUUGGCCGUCGUUGUCCUGGUGGAUGUCCGUCGCGGUCGAGGGCGAGCUCUUGCAUGCGGGGCUGGGCCGGAAGUCUGACCACAAUGCCAGCCGGGGUUCUGGGAGAAGCCCAAAGUCCCGAUUGAUGAAGAAGAAGUCGCUGCCUUCGUGGACCAGUUGGCGCAAUGGGGAGUUGCCCCAGAG